CAUUUUGACACAUAAUGCAAGCACAAUAUGACUUUUUAAACCAUACUUUCGUGCGAUUAUCCGAGUAAUAUAAUUUGGUGAACAUCUUAUUGCACAAUCUUCAACUCUUUUCUAUUCUCACCAUCUGAAGGGGGAAAUAACCGCUGCGCAUCAGUGCGCCGCCUCGAAGCGCAGGCUAUUGAGCCGUCUCUCUCUACGAUGAGAAGAUCAGAUAGCUCGCUGUCAGGAAAACUGUGUUUUUGUUGAUGACAUCUCCCGCCGCGCUGGAGCGACCUACAAUAUUUUAGAAUUGCAUGGACAUUUGAAUAGUCACCCUGGUCGGAUUUAGACGGUACUGCAACGAUGGGGAGGUUGUGGUGCAGCCUCUUCUUAGUUUUUUUGUUACCCGCGGUGUUUUGUGUAGAUUUUCGAGAGGGAUCUAGACAGUCAUCACGCUCACUGUCGUUUUUUGCGAAGAGUUCCCAACUGGGACAGCACCUCAUCGCGAGGAGGUCUGUCGCGCACAAAGUUCACAAGAGGAGCGCAGAUCCGACGGGAGACAGCUGUAAUGCUCUUCAGGGCUACCAGAGCAAGUUAGCCGACAACACACACAGCCAUUUUUUCAAUGAUCUGAGUGGAUCGGUGUCUCUGGCAUGGGUUGGAGAUGGAACUGGGGUAGUGCUGGCCCUGACGACGUUUCAGGUUCCAUUAUUUAUGCUGCGGUUUGGCCAGUCCAAGCUCUACAGAAGUGAGGAUUAUGGGAAGACCUUCGACGAUGUGACAGAGCUCAUCAACAACACCUUCAUCCAGACGGAGUUCGGUAUCGCCAUCGGGCCCGAGAACUCUGGGAAGGUGAUUCUGACGGGGGAUGUGACCGCGACUCAGGGGUCGAGGAUUUUCCUCUCGGAAAACUUCGGGAACAGCUUCACCCAUGUGGACCUGCCCUUCCACCCCAUGGUGCAGAUCAUGUACAACCCACACAACCCCAGCGUACUCGUGGUCAUCAGCAACAAGCACGACCUGUGGAUAUCGGAGAACUUUGGUAGCAACUGGAAGAUGAUCCACAACACCGUCUGUCUGGUGAAAUGGGGGAUUGACAACACGCUGUUCUUCACCACAAACCUCAAUGGAUCUUGCUAUGACAGAGGAAUGCUUGUGCUGAGAAAGACGUCUGAUUAUGGAAGAACCACAAAGACUAUCGGCGAGAAGAUCUACUCGUUCGGGAUCGGUGGGCGCUUCCUGUUUGCCUCUGUCAUGACUGGAAAUGGCAACAUGCGGAUGAUCCAUGUGUCGGUGGACCAGGGCGACUCGUGGAACAUCGCCCAGCUCCCCGCUGUGGGCCACGAGCAGUUCUACUCCAUACUGGCCACCAACAACGACAUGGUCUUCAUGCACGUGGAUGAGCCUGGAGACACUGGCUAUGGCACCAUCUACGUGUCUGACGAUCGUGGCACGGUCUACUCAAAAUCUCUGGAGCGCCACCUGUACACCACCACCGGCGGAGAGACAGACUUCACCAACGUCACCUCUCUACGCGGGGUCUUCAUCACCAGCAUCCUGGCGGAAGAUGGGUCUGUGCAGAGCGUGGUGUCAUUCGACCAGGGAGGAGAGUGGGUUCCCCUGCAGAAGCCAUUCAACAGCCAGUGUGACUCCACCGCUGUGGAUAAGGACAAGUGCACUCUGCACAUCCAUGCGUCCUACAGUACCUCCAUGAAGCUCAACGUUCCCAUGCUUCCUCUCAGCGAGCCCAACGCUGUGGGACUCAUCCUGGCACACGGCAGUGUGGGUGAUGCCAUUUCAGUGAUGACUCCUGACGUGUACGUGUCAGAUGACGGUGGGUACUCGUGGCAGCGGGCGCUGCUGGGGCCACACCACUAUGCCAUCCUGGACUCCGGAGGCCUGCUGGUGGCCGUGGAGCACACCAACGAACCCAUCUCCACAAUCAAGUUCUCCACUGACGAGGGCCAGUGCUGGCACGAGUACAACUUCACCGCGGACCCCAUCUACUUCACGGGCCUGGCCUCGGAGCCCGGGGCCCGCUCCAUGAACGUCAGCGUCUGGGGCUACAAGGAGUCCAUCCUCAGCCAGUACUGGGUCUCCAUCACCAUCGACUUCAGGGAGCUCCUCACACGCGACUGCCAGGAUAAUGACUACGUGCAAUGGCUGGCGCACUCUGAUGACAUCAGCGACCCCACGGACGGGUGCAUGCUGGGAUACAAGGAGAAGUUCCUGAGGCUGCGCAAGGACUCUGUGUGCUGGAACGGCAGGGACUACACCGUCAAUAAGCAGCACACACCCUGCCCCUGCACACUGGAUGACUUCCUAUGCGACUUUGGCUACUACCGUGCAGAAAACAGUUCAGAGUGUCUGGAGCAGCCCGACUUGAAGGGCCACGUCCUGGAGUUCUGCCUCCACGGCAAGAAGGAGCAGCUGCAAACCCAUGGGUACCGGAAAAUUCCAGGUGACAAGUGCGAAGGGGGAAACCAGCCCGUGCGAAAGGUCAUAGACCUGAGCAAGAACUGCGUCAGUGACCUCAUAGACCCAGAACUGCUGAGGGACAGCCACCCCACCAGCUCUGCUCCCAUCAUCGCCACGGUGAUCGCCAUCCUCAUCAUCAGCAUCGCAGCUGGAGUUCUGUUUGUAAAGAAGUACGUCUGUGGAGGAAGGUUCCUGGUACACAGAUACUCAGUGUUGCAACACAAUGCUGAGGUCAAUGGCAUUGAGGGAGUAGACGAGCCAUUGGACACCAACGUGGCCACGUCUGCCAAGAUAGAGUUCCAUGACGACUCAGACGAGGAUCUUCUGGAGUGAGGAGCAGCAGUUCUGAGGUUUGCAGCAGGAAUCUGAGAAAACUUCUUGCCGUCUGGGGGAGAUCUCACUUGUGCAAGGCUCCUCUCCUCUCUUCAAGCACACUUGUCAUUUCCUGCCUUUCUGGCCUUCAUUUAUCCCACCUUGAUCCUCACUCCUCCCUCCUUUGCUUCUGUGCUGAUGGGAUGGAUUCCUCCAUUUGCACGGCGCUCAAGAAGAUGGUAUCCACGUCAACCUUGUAGUUACUUACAGGUCUAGCAACAAGUAGGCUGAGAAACGGGCCAGCGUGAGUGGCUAGCAUUCAGCUAAGUCAGCCGUCUUACCAGGUGCUGGUAUUUUGAGCUCUAUCUUUUUUUUUUUCAAAGGCUGUCAUAUGCAAACACAUUUUUGAAGGACAAACGAAAACAGAGAAAGCUAUUUUAUCUGCAUAUUGUUCCUUUUUGCAGAGCCAUAUCUUAACAUAAACAAAUGCUCAUGGAUGCAGUUAGGCUUGGUCAGAGGCCAUCUUUUUUCCUUCCCUGUUCCUGUUCAGUUUCAAAGGUUGAUUGGGUUCGUAAAGCUGUAUUUCCACUCACUUCCUUCCAAUUCAUCAAGAAUAUGGACUUACAUGUAUGCAGAUUUAUUUGAAUAUUCGUAGGAUUUUUUUUCUUAAAAUCUUUGUUGGUCUGAUAUUUAUUUUGGAUUAACAUUUGGGGGAAUUUCCAAAAUCUUUACCUGAUUACUGACAUAGAAUAAGUGUUUAGAUGGCCCUAUCCCUAAUGUAAGGAGCAAUAACGUGCUUAGAUACAGUGUAUCAGCAAAGCAGGCUUACCAAGCAGGAUUUGGUCAUUUAUUUGGUCAAGAGAAUACUGGUGAUUAUUUGAUAUGAGUGUGUGGUUGUGCGUGGUUGGAAAUGCCAUGCAAAGAGAGUAUUUUUAAAAAUGGGUUAGAGCAGAAAGUUUAGGCAUUUAAGUCAAUUGGGCCUCAUUUUGUAAAAUAUAAUCUUGCACUAGAAGGAAUAUGUGUCAUGGAAAUACCAGUGUGAAGGAAUGUGACACAUUUAUAUUUAACUGAUAAGCUCUGUUCAUAUUCAUGCAAAGAUGUGCAGUUUUUUGUAGAGGGCAUCAUUGUUUUAUAUGCUGAAGGACAAUUGUCAUUAUUAAUAGCAAAUUUUGCACCAAUAUGGUUGCUCAGACAGCACAAACAGCUAUAUACACACGUUAUGUCAGCCAUUUCUCUUUUAAGUUGUUCCUCAUCCCUUUGUUUCUAAUAACUUCCUCGAGCCUCACCACUGAAAUGGUUUCACUUCUCGAUCAUAGACACUGGUAGAAGGUGCAUGUGUGUACAUGUUAAUGUAUCCUCUGAUGCCCUUGCUGUUUCGAUAUGAAUAGUUUUAGUUCACUGUGCCCCCUCCACCCCAAAAACUGAAUUAGAAAAGAAAUUGUGAAGUCUUCCUACCAAUUUUGACAUUGUCUCCCCAAAUGCUUAGUGUUCUUUUUCCAUUGUUUUCAAUGGAAAUUAAGAAAAAAAUGCUGAUUUAGAUAUUAAUGUGACUUUCGUACUCAAGUUAGACUACUUUCCCCUUGUCAGCUCUCAUGUUGUAAUAUUUUUCAGCUGGCAAGUUGUAUACGGUACAAUUUGUGUUCCUGAAGCAGGAAUGCCCCACUGCAUGUAUGUACAUACUACUGUCUGGAUGUGGUCAAACAAGUGCCUGACUUGGAGGUAUGGUGUGUGCCUUCACAAGUGGUGUAAUGCUCCUGUUAAAUUAUUGACGAUGGGUAUCAGGUCUGUGUGCCCAUCCCCUUGUAUUCUGUUUCCAGUGGAACUCGUCACUUGUCACACAUAACUGUAGAAGGUUUUGCAUACGAAGCAAAAGACGCCUAGCAUCUCAUUCGGUCUGCCUCACUGAGUUUUCCUUUGUACAUAUUGGCCAACCCCAAGUCAUACGACUACUGCAAUUAGAAACAGAUACCUGAGAACUGGGGUUGGCUCUGAGAACACCCCUCCCCCACAAAAAAAGCAAUGGUCGCAUCAAAAGCGAAGAUGGCCUCUUGUCUGUCAUUCUUUAAAGCAAUAUUUUUCUCACUGGCAUUAACAUUUUUUGUAACCGUGGCAGCCCAGUUACAUCAGAUGAAUGUAAGCUAAUUCAGUUGUAGCUCCGGUUUCCUACUGACGACCCAGUUUCUUCCUUUCCCCUUAUUGUUUUUGCACAAUAGUUCUGGUUGAAAUGAUUGCAGUUGCAGUUGGUGUGUUGAUUUUUGAAGGGUACACAUACAAUAUGCUCCUUGGUAAACUGGAAUCGGGAAGAUGUGUGGUUUGUCUUGCCGUUUUAAAAUCAAUGUAUAUAAGCAUUCAAUGUCACCGCUCUGUAAAUAUUCAGCUGCUCUGAGUUUGUAUCAGCUGCUCUUGUUCUGUAUAUUGGAAGGAAAUUUUGCUUUGGUUGAAGAAAAAUAAAUUAAUGUGUCCCUUUU
Molecule: messenger RNA, 5237 nt
Organism: Engraulis encrasicolus (European anchovy)
Lineage: Eukaryota; Metazoa; Chordata; Actinopteri; Clupeiformes; Engraulidae
Gene: sort1b
Product: sortilin 1b
Exons: 20
Coding region: 343-2790 (815 amino acids)
Biological process (GO): vesicle organization; endocytosis; Golgi to endosome transport
Cellular component (GO): membrane; Golgi apparatus
Molecular function (GO): protein binding
Source: RefSeq, a predicted model, not a curated record